Dictyostelium discoideum AX4 is the source of this 1050-nucleotide messenger RNA. RefSeq lists its product as hypothetical. The coding region runs from base 1 to 1050 and encodes 349 amino acids. NCBI's taxonomy places the organism in Eukaryota, Evosea, Eumycetozoa, Dictyosteliales, Dictyosteliaceae. The record is from RefSeq and is a predicted model, not a curated record. The transcript is spliced from 6 exons.
AUGUAUUACAAUUGGCCACCUACUAUUCAUCUUUUCCACUACGUCAUCUGUAUCGAAUCAUACUUAUAUUACAUCAACAACAUAUUAGACAAAAACUACUGUGUGAUCAGUGAAAGUAUUGGCGAUAACCAAUCUCAUUUUAUUUAUGCAUUUCAAAUUAAUAAUGAAACCUAUUCAAAUCAAUAUUUUAUAGUUAUUGAUCCAUCACAAAAUACAGUUGUUAAAAAUGUUUCAAUUAAUGUACCAAAUGGAUAUGUUAUAAAUGGUAUUUUAGGUAUUGAUCAACUUUCAAAUUCUAUUCUUUUAUACUCUAUUAAUGAUCUUUAUUCAACAGGUUCUAUUCUUUCUUUAAAUUUAAAUUCAAAUGAAAUUAGAGUUAUUGAUUCACCAAUGUUGAAUUUUAGAGGUAUAAAUGCAAAUCAACCAUAUGCUUAUUCAAAUGAUGUAGUUUAUAUGACAAUGAAACUUCAAAUAUUGAACCAGCUUAGUCUUUGUUUUCAUUUUGAUAAUUUUUCAAGUGACCUUUUACCAUUACUUGCAUAUGAUCAACAAAAUCAUUUAAUGUAUAUAGCCUUUUCACCAUUAUCUUUGAGUCAAACCAAUUUAAUGGUAAUUGAUACUAGUGGUUCUAUAUCUGUUGAAAAAAGAUUUAACUCUAUUAAAGGUUUACAAGAUCCAUCUAAAAACACAAUGUUAUUAACUUCACCAAAUACUUCAAAUUUAUAUUUAAUCCAAAUUAGUAAAAAUAAUGAUCUUAUGGAAAUGUGUCAAUUUGAUGCCGCCAGUAAUAGUUGUAAUAAUGUUUUCAGUACUAAAAUUAAUAAUAAUUUCAAAAAUAAUAAUAAUAACAAUCAAUUUAAUCCAUUCCAAUUAACUUUAGAUAAAUCUGGUUUAAUAAUUUCAAAUCUUAACAAAUCUGAUGGUGGUGAUAUGGUAACUGAAGUUUCAAUCAUUGAUCUUGAUACUUUAUUACCAAUUUCAUCAUUUACAAUUAAUAAUUAUUUUAAUUCUUCAAAUCCUUCAAUUAAAUAUUACUUUUCAUAUUUUUAA